Messenger RNA from Xenia sp. Carnegie-2017, 1401 nucleotides. Its product is annotated as DNA polymerase zeta catalytic subunit-like. Gene Ontology annotation, biological process: error-prone translesion synthesis; double-strand break repair via homologous recombination. The transcript is spliced from 10 exons. Gene Ontology annotation, cellular component: zeta DNA polymerase complex; nucleus. The record is from RefSeq and is a predicted model, not a curated record. Gene Ontology annotation, molecular function: nucleotide binding; DNA binding; DNA-directed DNA polymerase activity. NCBI's taxonomy places the organism in Eukaryota, Metazoa, Cnidaria, Anthozoa, Malacalcyonacea, Xeniidae. The coding region runs from base 1 to 618 and encodes 205 amino acids.
AUGCAUGGUGAUUAUUAUGAUUAUCGUGAGCCUAUUGCUGACGCCAAUGUUCGUAAAGCACGCGAGACCCUGGAACGAGCUAUCAAUCUCGUGAACACAAGGGAUGAGUGGGGUGGUCGUGUGGUAUAUGGGGACACCGAUAGUCUUUUCGUAUUAGUAAAAGGUGCCAGUAAAGAGAAAGCGUUUAAGAUUGGAAAAGAAAUUGUUGAUGCAGUUACUGCAGCGAAUCCUAAACCUGUGAAACUAAAGUUUGAAAAGGUAUAUAUGCCUUGUGUUCUUCAAACAAAGAAACGUUUCGUUGGUUAUAUGUACGAAACAUUAGAACAGAAAGAUCCAGUGUUUGAUGCGAAAGGAAUAGAGACUGUACGGCGAGAUACAUGUCCAGCGGUCGCUAAGAUUUUAGAGAAGUCUUUAAGGAUUUUAUUGGAAGAAAGGGACGUGAGCCUUGUGAAGAAGUUUGUCCAGCGGCAGUUCGUUAAAAUGAUGAAAGAUAGAGUAUCGAUUCAGGAUUUCAUCUUUGCUAAGGAAUAUCGUGGUAUGAAAAGAUAUAAACCAAAAGCAUGUGUUCCAGCUUUGGAAAUUGCAAGACGUCAUUUGUCACGUGAUCAUCGCGCGUAACCUUGCGUGGGAGAACUUGUACAUUACGUCAUUGUUAACGCCAGUCCUGGACUACCAUUGAUUCAAUUGUUCUAUUGAUGUGUUAAAUGAUAAAAAUCUACACCUCAAUAACAUCUACUGUGUUCAGAAACAAAUACUUCCUCCAUUGGAUCGAGUUUUUUCCUUGAUUGGUGUUGAUGUGUUUUCAUGGUAUACACAACUACCCCGCUAUAUCCCUCGACAUCGUGUUAUUGCAAGGAAACAAAAACGUUCGAUUUCUCGGUUUUUUACAAUUCUACACUGUCCUGUAUGUGAACAAUUAACACAGCACGGUUUGUGUCAAAGUUGUCGUAGCAACCCUCAAAAGUCUGUCUUUAUUCUGGCAAGUAGAGUGGGGAACUGGGAAAGAAAAUACAGUCAUCUUAAAGAGAUAUGUUUUCAGUGUUGUGGAGCUAGAGAUGAACAACUGAGCUGUAUAUCACUGGAAUGUCCUGUUAUGUUUAAACUAGAGAAGUUAAAAACAAAUAUGAAAUAUGGAAUGACAUUAAGAGACUUUCAAUAAACAAUUGAAGAAAUUUAUAGUCAGUCGGAGCACAAAUCUAAAAGGUUUUGGAGUUUCAGUUAUUUAUAAUGGAUCAUAAUGGAUCACCAUUUCGCUAUUCUAUCAAAGAUUGCCAUCUAAUACAGACAUGAACAUUUUCUGUUAAUGCGAUCGAGAAACAUAGAACAAAUGUUUGUGGUUUUAAUUCACCAUGAUGGAGGACUUAUAUAAAUAAAGAAAUUGAUUAUUGACCACGAUGAAAA